AUGGCGUCCCCCAACAAGGAAAUCGUGCUCGUGACUGGUGGGAACGGCGGGAUCGGCCUCGAGGUCGCACGACAACUCUCCCGUGACCACGGCGACAGGUUUCACGUCCUCAUUGGCUGCCGGAACCUAUCCGACGGGGAGAAGGCCGUCAAGGAGCUGCAGGGCGAGGGCCGUGGCGAGGACGCACCGGUCGAGGCCAUCCAGGUCGACAUCACCAAUGAGGAGUCGCUGGCCGCCGCCGCCAAGCUGGUCGGCGACAAGUUCGGCAGGCUCGACGUCCUGCAUGCGAAUGCAGGGAUCUCGGGCGACAAGAACUACGCGGGCCGGCCCUUGAGUGAGAUCAUCACCCUGACGGUGGCGACCAACGCCGCCGGCUCGGCCGCCAGCGUCGAGCACUUCGUGCCGCUGCUGUCCAAGGCGGACAACCCGCGCGUCGUCUUUAUGAGCUCAGGGGCCGGCAGCCUCAAGCUCGCGCACCAGUUCGGCUUCGCCAAGGACUACCCGGCCUACUGCGUGAGCAAGGCCGCCGAGAACAUGGUCAUGAUCUACUACUACCUGCGGUUCCCCGAGUGGAAGGUCAAUGCUUCGAAUCCUGGGUUUAGGGCUACCAAGAUCAACAACUACGGGGCGGGUGUCAAUGAGACGCCGGGGCCGAUCUCUGAGGGGGCGAGCAACGCUGUGAGACUGUCGCUGCUUGGGAAGGAUGGCGAGUCGGGGACCCAUACUAUGCUGCAGGCCUCGCAGGACGAGUACAGCAAGACCAUGGCUGGGGAGGGCAAGGUUGUCACUGUUCCUUGCGAGUUGAUCCUGUUACAAGAUGCGAGCGUCUUGGACCCAGAGGUCGAUCCAUUCGGCGACGGCAGGGAAUUGGUGUCCUGGUGGGGCAGGUUCUACUUUUCGCGUUCGUUGAUACUUCUGAUAGGGGCCUGA
Messenger RNA from Diaporthe amygdali, 930 nucleotides. RefSeq lists its product as uncharacterized. Lineage: Eukaryota; Fungi; Ascomycota; Sordariomycetes; Diaporthales; Diaporthaceae. Bases 1 to 930 code for a protein of 309 amino acids. The record is from RefSeq and is a predicted model, not a curated record. The transcript has 4 exons.